This is a messenger RNA of Naegleria gruberi, 1176 nucleotides long. RefSeq lists its product as uncharacterized. The transcript has a single exon. NCBI's taxonomy places the organism in Eukaryota, Heterolobosea, Eutetramitea, Acrasida, Naegleriidae. The coding region runs from base 1 to 1176 and encodes 391 amino acids. The record is from RefSeq and is a predicted model, not a curated record.
AUGCUUCCACAACAAUUUAAGAACCUUUCUCUUCUGGGUAAUUUUGAAAAUUUAUUCGAUAGUGAUUUGUUAGGAGAAACUGAACAAAGACUAAAGGAAUAUCAUGAGAAGGAGAAACUAUUCAACGACAUGUUGAAAACUAAAUCCCGAGAUGACGAAUCAACCAAUGAUGACGAUAAUGAAGAGGCAGCCAAUCCUCCUCAACAAGAAAACGAAAAUCCAACAGACGAAACCUCAUCAUCAGAAGACAGAAAAUUAAAUAUUGGAAAAAUUGAAGAAUUUGCUCGUCAGAUGAGAUCAUCACUCAUCAAGGAAAGAAAGAAAACACAAAAUCAUGAAUCUUUCAGGUCCGAUCUUGAAAAGUUAAAGUAUUCUAUUUGUAAAAAGCAAAUUCCAUUCAAAAUUAUUAAUAAUCACAUAUUUCCAUUUCUUACAUUGAGAGAAAUCAUUCAAAUGAUGAGAGUGAGCAAGGCAUUUGAAUUGGCAUCGAGGUAUUAUCCUUUGGAACAAGUCAAACAUGUGAAUUGGUUUCAAAACAGAUUUCUCUCAACAUUUAAAGGUCAACAAGUUACAAAAGAUUUGGGAAUGGGACAAAGCUCAACAUUUACAUUGAGUUUUUCAAUUAUUCCAAAGCAAAAUAUUCCAAAUCUUGGUAUGAGUGCUUCCUAUUCGAAACAUGAUGUUACAACUUCAACUCCAAAAAUGAUUUGGUACUUGACAUCGAGAUCAUAUUUAAGUUUCAUGGACAGUAUUGAAGCCAAUCAUGCAAACAUUAAAAAGGAACUCAAAGAAAAGAUAAUUGAAAUUUGUCUCUAUGUCAGCAAAUUACAGGAAUAUGUUUCAGAGCAGGAAAAGAAACACUCUAUCAAUUUGAUUUUACAAAGAAAUACCUUUGAAACGAAUCAAUUUAUCUCAGACAAGACGGAUGAUUUCACACUUGCAUUCUGCAUUGAGGGAGAUGAGGCCAAUAAUGUUGCCUUUGUCACUCAAAUGAAAACAGUUCUCAUUGGAAUUAGAAGACCAAUUUCACUUUACAUGGAUGAUGACGAUGAUGAGGAAGAAGAUGAGGAAGAUGAUGAUGAGGAUUAUGAGGAAGAUAUUGAUGAAGAUGAUGAAUAUUACGAAGAGGAAGAUGCUAAUGAUGAAAAUUAUCAAGCAGAAGAUGAUCAAGAAUAA